AGCCAUCGCACACACGCACGCCUCCAACGUCUCCUUCCGCCGAUCCGCCGGCUUCUUGCACUGCACAGUAGAGCCGUCUAAUCAUCGCUGGGAGGAACAUGUCGUCGUGCGGGCUGUGGAAAGAGAGCCUGGCCCUAGCCGAGGACUACAUAGGCCUGUGCCGCACGGCGGACCCCGGCGAGGCUCCUCCUCCUCCCAGCGAGACUGCCGCCACCAUGAGACGUGUGGGCCGGCUGGCUGAGUCGCUCAAUGAAGCGUCUCUCCGGAGCCUGGCCCAGAACUUCAUCAGGCAGUGCGGACCGGACAUGUGCUCCGGCCUCAGGGCGGUGAUGCAGGAGAUGGUGAGCGACGGACUCUUGAACUGGGGGAGGGUGGUGUCCCUCUUUGCCUUCACGGGGGUGCUGGCCAGGAUGCUUUGGGAGCACAGUGAGCAGGAGGAGAAAGGAACCACCGCCGCUACCAAGUUGGGGCUGGACCUCAACGAGUGGCCGCAAACCUGCAGGAAACUGGCGGAGACCGUCGCCGACUUCCUAGGCGAGGAAAAGAAGGAGUGGAUGCUGGAGAACAACGGCUGGGAGGGUUUCUGCAAGUCGUGCAGCAGCAGUAGCAGCAGACAGUCCCACCAGGAUGUGUCCAUGAAGACGGCGCUGCUGGCCGUGGCCGGCGUGGGCCUCGCCGGCCUCACCUUCCUCCUAGGCCGCUAACGCACAGUUGUUACAAUAUUUCUCUGUUGGCUUAGCGAUUCCCUGUUACAAUAGAUCUCUUUUCUGACAUCAAUGCUGCGUAAUCAGGCAGCUGAAUGUUUCAACUUUCACCACGCAGCCAUUGCCCCACGCAAUUGUACAACUUCUUGACACACGUUGGAGCCAGUGACCAUGAACACUUGGGUCGGUAAAGACAGCCUUUUCUUUGCUACGACGUGUAAAUUAAUAUAUUAUAUUUAUAUGAAACGAAACACUUUUUUUCUAGACGGGAUUCAUCUUCUUUUGGUUGGUUUGUUGUUUGGAUGCGUGUGCAAUUGUGUGUUUGUGUCUGGCCCGGUCAGCAGGGCUGGCAUGGCCAUUUAAUGAUGGUGCUAUUUGUAAAAUGUUUCCUUUUUGAAAUGUUUUUUUUUUCCUUAAAGCCAGGGACCAAUGACAUUUCAGAACGAGCCUCCAACCUAUUUUUACAUUGUUUUGGUUGUAUUUAUUUGUCACUCAUUUUAUAAUAAAAAGUCAAACUAAAAUUUCACCAGCUCUGUUUUAUUACGGCAGUUUAUUUGAUUGAAUAGACAGACGAGCACAAACAUUAUGCGAUUAAAGGCCGGCCCCAGCAAAUGUGGCGCCCCAGUCUCCAAUUUAAAAUUUACACUCUUACAAUUGUUUUAUAGAUAAUCCCCUUUAAUUUGAAAUAUCUACUAAAAAAUAUUACUAAUGUUACUAAUCAUUUUGUUUUCAUCUACCAUUUAAAGUGCAACUAUCACCUAAAUUUAGGACUAUCCAGCAACUAACUCUGGCACGUUUGUCUCCACAGGGCAAAAAGGGGGAAAGAUAUUCUAGAAA
Molecule: messenger RNA, 1541 nt
Organism: Syngnathus acus (greater pipefish)
Lineage: Eukaryota; Metazoa; Chordata; Actinopteri; Syngnathiformes; Syngnathidae
Gene: bcl2l10
Product: BCL2 like 10
Exons: 3
Coding region: 99-704 (201 amino acids)
Biological process (GO): extrinsic apoptotic signaling pathway in absence of ligand; regulation of apoptotic process; intrinsic apoptotic signaling pathway in response to DNA damage
Cellular component (GO): mitochondrial outer membrane
Molecular function (GO): protein heterodimerization activity; protein homodimerization activity
Source: RefSeq, a predicted model, not a curated record